Messenger RNA from Dichotomopilus funicola, 468 nucleotides. Its product is annotated as centromere protein V. The transcript is spliced from 5 exons. Gene Ontology annotation, molecular function: carbon-sulfur lyase activity. Bases 1 to 468 code for a protein of 155 amino acids. Lineage: Eukaryota; Fungi; Ascomycota; Sordariomycetes; Sordariales; Chaetomiaceae. The record is from RefSeq and is a predicted model, not a curated record.
AUGGACGCCAGUUGUCAAUGCGGAGCGAUCAGCUUCAAGACGCCCGGUCAGCAGCCCCUAGCGCUCUACAUCUGUCACUGCAGCGACUGCAAGCGCCAAACAGGAUCGGCUUUUGGGGCGUCGGCCAUAUUUCCUCGUUUCCAGCUGCCAGAGACUGAGAUGCUCAGCUGCUACAAACGGGCCACUGCUUCCGGCGACACUCUAUUCUGUUACUUCUGCAAACAAUGCGGGACUCGUCUGCUUCAUACCAUCCCAAAUAAAAAUGUUGUUUCGGUCAAGGGGGGAUGUAUUGAGGGGUUAGAUUGGAAGUCGGCCAUCCACCUAUGGACCAAGUCCGCCAUGGUACCGAUCCCCGAAGGUUCGGAAACGCACUCGGAGGACUCGGGGAAUGCCUUCUAUGGGGCAAACCAGGAAUCACUCGACCAACCGAGUUCGCUGAUUCACACAGGAUUGAGCGCCGAGGAGUGA